Messenger RNA from Panicum virgatum (switchgrass), 1629 nucleotides. RefSeq names its product GDT1-like protein 1, chloroplastic. The transcript is spliced from 12 exons. The record is from RefSeq and is a predicted model, not a curated record. Gene Ontology annotation, molecular function: calcium ion transmembrane transporter activity; manganese ion transmembrane transporter activity. The coding region runs from base 56 to 1114 and encodes 352 amino acids. Gene Ontology annotation, biological process: calcium ion transmembrane transport; Golgi calcium ion transport; manganese ion transmembrane transport. Lineage: Eukaryota; Viridiplantae; Streptophyta; Magnoliopsida; Poales; Poaceae. Gene Ontology annotation, cellular component: chloroplast thylakoid membrane; Golgi apparatus.
GCGGAAGGUCACUCCCGCCCCCGCAAGUCCGCAACCACCACCGCGGCGGCGCGCCAUGGCCUCCGUCGCCGCCUCUCCCGCCUCCUGCUCCUGCUGCACUGUGUUCGCCGCCGCCUCCUCCACUCCCAUCCGAACAAGGGCUCCUCGCCCGUCCCUCCGCACGCCGCCGCACCGCGCCAGGCUACCGCUGCCCGGCCGCUCGGUGUUGAGGUGCCUCCCGAGAUGCGACUCGGGGAGGCCGCCGCCGCCGCCGUUUGGAGGAGGCACUGGGCUGUCGGUUCGGAAGGCGGCUGAGCCGGCGUGUUGGGGAGGGUUCAGGGUUCCGCCACUCGACGCAUCGUGCGGGCUCGCGUUCGCCACGGUGGCGGGGGUGCUCGUGCUCCAGGGGACGCAGCAGGCGAUGGCCGCCACGCAGUUCGGGGGCCUGCAGCCGGCGGACGUGCUGGGGGAUCUCGGGGACAUCAGUACAGGUUUUGCUUCAGCUUUCCUAUUGAUCUUCUUUUCUGAGCUAGGGGACAGAACGUUCUUUAUUGCGGCACUUUUAGCAGCUAGAAGUUCUGGAGCAGUCAUUUUCCUUGGCACAUUUGGAGCUCUUGCGGUAAUGACCAUUAUAUCUGUAGUUCUUGGUCGAGCAUUCCACUAUGUUGAUGGAAUCAUUCCGUUUGGGUUUGGUGGUACUGAUUUCCCAGUUGAUGACAUUGCUGCUGCUUGUCUCUUGGUUUAUUAUGGGGUUACCACAUUACUUGAUGCAGCUUCAGGUGAUGAUGAAAAGAUCAACGAGGAGCAAGAAGAGGCUGAGUUAGCAGUAUCCAAAUUUUCUGGAAAUGGUGCGGGGGUUAUGUCUGCUGCUGGUACUAUAGCUAGCACAUUUGUGUUAGUUUUUGUCGCGGAAUGGGGUGAUAAAUCAUUUUUCUCAACAAUUGCACUUGCAGCAGCUUCAUCCCCUCUGGGUGUCAUUGCAGGAUCACUUGCUGGUCAUGCCGUUGCAACAUUGAUUGCAGUUCUUGGUGGUUCUUUGCUGGGAACAUUCUUGUCUGAAAAGAUUAUAGCAUACAUUGGAGGGAGCCUAUUUUUAGCCUUUGCUGCCAUUACUAUAGUUGAGAUUGUGACUUGACAAGUAGUUCCAACUUCCAUAAUUGCUCAACAAAAUACCGAAAGGAACUUGCAUUCCCCGAGUGGAACUUCCCCGGCUUGCAUAGAAUGUUUUGCUGUUGGUGAUGAGAAUUCGCCUUAGUCCUUUCAUUAGCAUGAUUUGUAGUCGAAGCACUCCAUGUCGGACAUUUUGGAGCGGAAGAUGAGAUUGGGAGAAACUUUGUGAAUUCCAUGAAGCUAUUUCAUUUCCUUAGAUAUUAUUCACACGUAUAUCAAAGAAGCAUUGUAAAGGCCAAAGACAAUAUUAGACCACACUGAUGUUCAAUUCCAGAGACUCUGAUGCACCCGGAUGAACUGUUUCAGGCUUUCUGUCGAGUACAGUUUUCUUCUUCUUUUUCUCCAUUUUCCCACAGUACAAAAAGCAAUAUGAAUAGAUGAUCAAUAGUUUAUUGCCAGUGGCUGAUGUACUUCAGAGUAUGCAUGUAUUAUAUAUGUGUUCAGGAAAAUAAAUUAUGCUCAAUGAUUCAAUGGAUGACA